CUGGUGGAGGUGGAAGAGAUGAUGGUACAGAGUGUACAAGAUGUAGCAGUGCGUGCUGUGGAGAACCAUCCACUCACUCCACACUGCCAAUGGAUCACUCAGUGGCCAUCACAGGUGGUGCUUACGGUGGCACAGAUUGUAUGGACUACUGAUGUCACCUCCAUCCUAGCCAAGAGAGGAGGACUCAAAGAGUACUUAGAAGUGUGUGACGCUCGCAUUCAGGAGGUAGUGGGCAUGGUGCGAGGAAAGCUGGAACACGGUACCCGACUUACCCUGGGAGCCCUCAUUGUUACCUACGUCCAUGGACGUGAUGUGGUGCAAGAGUUGAUCCAGAAGGGUGCUGCCUCAGUAACGGACUUUACAUGGGUGUCACAGAUGCGCUACUACUGGGUGAACGAGCUGGUACAGGUGGACAUGAUCAUGACACGACUCCAGUACGGAUAUGAGUACCUGGGUAACACCUCCAGGCUAGUCAUCACACCUCUCACCGACCGCUGCUUCAGGACACUCAUGGGGGCACUAAAGCUGCACCUGGGAGGGGCCCCUGAAGGUCCUGCUGGCACUGGCAAGACAGAAACAUGCAAGGACUUGGCUAAGGCUGUGGCCAAGCAGUGUAUCAUCUUCAACUGCUCUGAUGGUCUUGACUAUAAGGCCAUGGGCAAAUUCUUUAAG
Messenger RNA from Homarus americanus (American lobster), 672 nucleotides. Its product is annotated as dynein axonemal heavy chain 12-like. Gene Ontology annotation, biological process: microtubule-based movement. Gene Ontology annotation, cellular component: dynein complex. The record is from RefSeq and is a predicted model, not a curated record. Gene Ontology annotation, molecular function: minus-end-directed microtubule motor activity; dynein light intermediate chain binding; dynein intermediate chain binding. NCBI's taxonomy places the organism in Eukaryota, Metazoa, Arthropoda, Malacostraca, Decapoda, Nephropidae.